AUGUUAGAAAUCUUGUUAUCUCCAAAAAAUAUAUAACAGCACGGCAAAUCGUCGCCAAAAAAAAUCAUAAAUGAUUUCGAAUAUCAUUUAGAAGACUGUUUAGGUUAAGGAGAAUACAGUUCUGUAUUUAAAGGGCAAGACAGAAGAUCUGGAUAAGAAGUAGCAAUUAAGGUUAUUGAGAAUUCGAAAUUGAAUUCAAAUUUCUCAAGACAAAUGUUGAGUAAUGAAAUUGAAUCAUUAAAGAAGCUCAAUUCUCCUUACAUCUUAUAGUAUAUCAACUACAUUUACACUCCAAACAAUCAAUACAUCGUAACUGAAUACUGUAACGAAGGAGAGUUGAGAUUCGUAAAGAAUCGAUCAGAUUAAUAAUUGUUAAGGAUCUUCCAUCAAUUACUGUAGGCAUUAAAGGAACUAAAAUCUAGGAAUAUCAUACACAGAGACAUCAAGCCUCCAAAUAUUAUGAUGCAUAAUUGUAUACCUAAACUUGCUGAUUUUGGUUUUAGUGUAAAUAUCAAUUCUUUGGAGUUAUAAAAAUCGUCAUUUGGCACUCCACUCUAUAUGGCACCGGAAUCAUUGAUCAACGACGUGUACAGCUUUUAGUCUGAUAUUUGGUCUGUCGGAAUUACUAUGUAUGAACUUAUAUACGGGAACGUACCAUUUUAUCAUGGCAAAGAAUCAGAGUUAAAGAAAAUAAUACAAAAUUAUGUCAAUAAUCCAGUCUUAAGAAUACCUUAAUCGAUAUUCAUUCCCUUGCUUAAAGGAAUGCUUGAUCCAAAUCCUAAGACGAGAUUCACUGUUGAAUAAUUAUUGUCAAUGAUUUCAACCGAUUAAAAUACUCAAAUCAUUUCCUAAUCAGAAUUUAACUUCUUAAGCAAUUUUGCAUAAAACUUACAACAUUUUGAGACUAAGGUUAAUGACAUUUGUCUUCGAUGGGCAAUUUUGAAAAUCCUCUCAACCCAAUUCAAAAUGAAUCCAAAUGCUCAAUCAUAAAUCAACCAAUAACUCAUAUCUAUCCAAAACUCUACUAAUUUCUAUAUGAUUAGAGACUAAAAGAUGAUCGAUCUAAUAAAUUCAAAAUCAGAUGCAUGUAUUUUAUUUAAAUUAUGUUAUUUAGAGUUUGUUCAUCUUCUUCGAUAAAUAUUGUAACAAAAAGUAAAUUGUUAACAAUACAAGCCUAUCGUAUAGGAUAUACUACAAUGCGAUUCUAUAUUAUCUCACUUAUUUUAAUGA
This is a messenger RNA of Paramecium tetraurelia, 1230 nucleotides long. RefSeq lists its product as uncharacterized. The record is from RefSeq and is a predicted model, not a curated record. Gene Ontology annotation, biological process: autophagy; peptidyl-serine phosphorylation; autophagosome organization. The transcript is spliced from 3 exons. NCBI's taxonomy places the organism in Eukaryota, Ciliophora, Oligohymenophorea, Peniculida, Parameciidae. Gene Ontology annotation, molecular function: protein serine/threonine kinase activity; ATP binding. Gene Ontology annotation, cellular component: autophagosome; cytoplasm.